This is a messenger RNA of Protopterus annectens (West African lungfish), 7320 nucleotides long. RefSeq lists its product as uncharacterized. Gene Ontology annotation, cellular component: plasma membrane. The record is from RefSeq and is a predicted model, not a curated record. Gene Ontology annotation, biological process: homophilic cell-cell adhesion. Bases 109 to 7305 code for a protein of 2398 amino acids. The transcript has 5 exons. Gene Ontology annotation, molecular function: calcium ion binding. NCBI's taxonomy places the organism in Eukaryota, Metazoa, Chordata, Ceratodontiformes, Protopteridae.
GAAAUAUUCUAGUAGAGAGAUAACAGGAAAGCCUACAGCUGCAGCUUUUUACAUUUCCUAUUUAUUUAUACCUGGCGAAUGGAAAAUAAGACGUAUUCUGUGUAAGAGAUGGAACCCGGACUGUCAUCAUGGAAAUUUAAAUCAAAUACUAUACUAGUAAAGGCUGCAAAUGACUCGCUGAUAAUACAGUUUUGGUUACCUGUUUUCCUUUUCUUAACGCAAUGGCUUCAUUGUUUUGGAGAUAUUAUGUUUACUGUUCAAGAGGAAUUACCAAACGGUGUUUUGGUUGGUAAUCUAAAUGAAGAUUUAGGGCUCGGCAAUGGAAAAUAUACCAGCCGUGAACUCAGUAUGGACUUUGCUGACGGUAAGCAAUAUUUAUUUAUAAAUCCAGAGGAUGGAAAUGUGUUUAUUAAUGAAAGAAUUGACAGAGAAAUUAUAUGCGGCACCACUUCGCCAUGUCAUAUUAACCUACGGGUAGUAAUGAAGCAUCCAUUUCAAUUAUUCAGUGCUAAAAUGGACAUACUAGAUAUAAAUGAUAAUGCGCCUACCUUUCCGGUUAAUAACCUGCACAUCAGUAUUAAGGAAUAUGUUCCCGUAGGGACCAGGUUCGCGAUUCAGAGCGCCAGUGAUGAAGAUGUGGGCUCCAAUGGGAUAACAAAUUACAAGCUAAGCGUUAAUGAUCAUUUUUCUUUGGACAUUGGCAGUUCGACUGAUGGUGGUCUGACAGCUCACCUUGUCUUAGAUAAAAGCCUGGACAGAGAACAUAAGUCAUUGCACGAACUCUUAGUGAUAGCAAUUGAUGGGGGUGAACCGCAAAGGACUGGGACACUCCAAAUCGUCAUUAACGUCUUGGAUGCCAAUGACAAUUCUCCAGUCUUUGAGAAACCUGUUUACAAAGUCAGUUUAGCUGAAGACACACCAGCAGGGACAUUAGUAAUUCAAGUGAAAGCUACGGAUCGGGACGAAGGAACAAAUGGGGAACUCGUGUAUUCAUUUAGUAGGCACACACCAAAGAAACUGCGCGAUAAAUUUGAUAUAAAUUCCUACUCUGGUGAAAUUCGUCUGAAAAAUAUAACAGGCAUGGAUGAAACCAAAUCCUAUGAACUGCACGUACAGGCUGCAGAUAAAGGUCCGUCUGCACUUUCUGGGUAUUGUAAAGUCCUGUUGGACAUUACAGACGUCAACAAUAACCUGCCUGAGAUUGCAGUAACGCUGGUCUCUGAUCAGAUCAUGGAGGACGCAGAGGUAGGAACAGUGGUGGCACUGGUCACUAUAACUGAUAGAGAUUUCGGGAUAAACGCUGUGGUGAGCUGCCAUAUCACCGACAACAUUCCUUUUAAACUUAGAUCAGUUGCUGAAUAUUAUACUUUGAUAACCGAUGGUCCUUUAGAUCGAGAAACCGUUGGUUCCUAUAAUAUCACUAUCACUGCCAUUGAUUCCGGGUCACCCCCUCUUUCAAGUGAAACAAAUAUUAUUGUCCACAUCGCUGAUGUAAAUGACAAUCCACCACGUUUUUCACAAGAAUUAUACAAAGUGUACAUAAAUGAAAAUAAUUCAGUAGGGGAUUUCAUCUGUCAGGUCUCUGCUUUGGAUCCAGAUCUGGAUCGGAACAGUAGACUUACGUAUACACUUUUAGAAACGGAUCGCGACAGCUUGCCCGUAAUGAAGUACGUGUCAAUAAGCAAUGAAAAUGGAAAUGUAUAUGCUAGGUCAAUUUUUGAUUUCGAGAAGGAAAGGAAAUUUGAGGUACUAAUUCAAGCCAAGGAUCAAGGCAACCCACCCCUAAGUAGCACAGCCACAGUGCAGGUGUCCAUUGUAGACCAGAAUGACAAUCCUCCCAUGUUCUUGUAUCCCCCCACAACAGAUGGGUAUGUAGCAGUAGAAAUGGUCCCUCGUUCUGCUGAAGUAGGAUUCUUGGUGACUAAGGUCAUAACUGUGGAUGCGGACUCUGGCCAAAAUGCAUGGCUGUCGUACCAGUUAUUACAAGCUAGUGACACCAGUCUUGUCAACGUUGAUGGACAAACGGGAGAAAUCAAAAUCUUACGCAACAUCAGGGUCACCGACUCCAACAAGCACAGACUUAUUAUUGAAGUAAAAGACAAUGGGAUACCCAAACGAUCUGCUUCUGUAACUAUCGGGUUAUGGUUAUAUGAUACUUUUCCACAAGUGUUGCCCGAUUUUGAAGACGUUGAGAUCUCGGACAACCCGAUUUCCAACUUGAAUAUUUAUUUAAUAAUAACCGUAGUGUCUAUCGCCUUUCUUUUCUUUGGGUUUUUAAUUAUUCUGAUAUCUGUGUUAUGUUACAGACAGGAGUAUGUAACCAGCUGUCCUUGUUUGUCCAUUUGUUGUGACUUUGAGAUUGCGAGCCACAAGAUGAAAACACCUGGUCCACUCAUUUCUGCCUUACCAACCGACCUUCUGGAUGUUGCUGGUUCGGAAACACUUUCUCACAAUUAUCAGUAUAAGGCAUUUCUUGGGUUUGUUCCUCAGACUGGCACUGCGCUUCCAGUAAAUUCUAGCAUGAUGGACAGUGAGAAUAACAUCACAUCAGAAGGGCUCUGUGUUCAAUUCGCAGAUAUGGAAGGAAAUGUAACGCAAGGAGACGCUGUGCAAGUGCUUAGUGAUGAUAGAGGUGGUCCCUGGGAACUACAAUUGGAAAAGGCAGAACUUAUACGGCAGCUCAUGCUUCAUUCUUAUGCAUGGCCUGGACUUAUUGAUCUUUGCAGUAUUAACAGCAUCUUAAAUUUGAAAGCUUUAGUGCCUACUAGCCCUCCUAGCCCGAACUUAUUUCGCUCUAAUACACCAACGGAACAAGCGAAUAUAGUGUCUUUUUUCAACACGCUUACUCAAAGGUUAGACAACAUUGUCAACCGUUUGGAUGCCAUUGAGAAUAACAGCAAAAGUAUACCAACUACUUUAAGUGCACUCCAGUUAAGUGGAUCUUCGAAUUACCCUGUUUCUAGAGAGGAGAACCAACUCAGGAAUGGGAACGACGUAUCAAACUGUAUGAACAGUAUACCGCCUGGUCAGAUUUCGAGAAGUGGAAAUGCUCAAGAACUUGGUACAACUAACCCUGAUGAUCUACCUAGUAAAACGAACGGAGACAUUGUUUCCACUAACAGUAUUCCACCAGGCCAGAUCCAAAGAAGUGGAAACCAACAUGAUUUGGGCGUAAAUAUUACGAAUUCAACCACUAGUAACAACACAGGGUUUGUGAAUGUUUCUAACUUUACCGAAUGGGUCAACAAUUUUGACAACCUGACAUCAGGCUUCCAAUUAAACCAGGAGCAACUGAUCGGUGACACCCCACUUGAAUCUGUAAGUAGACCUACAAUUUCAGAAAAAUUAAAGACUCUUGACUUUAAAUUAGUCAAAAUAAAAAAACUUCAACUAGAAGUAGUUUAUUUUAAACAAUGCUUAAAGGAAAGACUUGUACCAAAAGGGCUGAGAAACUACCAGUUUCCAACUGGUUUGGUACCAGAUUCAAUGUUCCAUAAAGAAUUGAUGAACUUGUUUGAUAAUUCUGGUUUUACCCUUAUGGAACUUAUGAUUAAACAUUAUACAGUUCAAAUUGAUGAACUAUUAGUAGAAGUUAACAGCCUCGAUAUUGAUGUUAAAGCAGACAUUAACUUUACUAGAUACAAGUAUGACUACGAUAGGGUGUUUUCGAGUAUUGACCAAAUGAUAGAAAAACUCAAAGUGAAUAAAAUAAGGAAACUUAACCGUGACCGUUUGGCUUACUCUAAUGGCUCAGCUUAUCCUAGACCUAAAACAUCUCAAGUCUGGAAUAAUGAGACAUUGACAUCCAAUAACACUGAGGCUAAUCGUUUCAACAACAACUCUCAUGACUGUAAUUUAGGUGAUGACUCUGACUUGUGUCCACCCACAGAACCUGUGAGACGCAGUGAAAGACUACAGGCUAAUAAUAGAGAAAACUCUAAAGGUCAACAUCAACAACAGGCUGAGAGACCAACAGACCGAGUGGGUAAUGAGCAGGGUUUUCACCUAGAUGGACAAACUAUGAACAAAUCCAACUUCAAAACACCUCGGAACCAGAGGAACAAAGGGAACAACAACACCCAUAACACUAUGCUCAAAAUUGCUAGUGUCUUUAAUCCGCCAUUACACCCUUUAUUAAAGAAUUUUGAAAACAUGUGUGAACUAGACAUUAGACACAUUCCUUUUUUGCGUAAUGAGAUAAAAAGCACUAAUAAUACAAGCCAUGAACAACUUCAAGCUUUAGAGUUUUUAAGAUCUCAAUCUAUAAGAUGUAUAAAGCCGGACAAAGGAGGGGGACUUGUCAUUAUGGACUAUAGUGAUUACAACAACAGGAUGGAGACAGUACUUGACAGUGCUGCUUAUGAAAUAGCUUCAAUAAAUGAAUAUAAUAUUGCAUUGUCAAGGGUCAAAAGUUACUUUAGGGACCUGUUCAUAGAAGGAAGGAUUAACAUUGACACUUUCAAUUAUAUCAAUAUUACAUUUCCUAGACUACCUAUUAUGUUCGGAAUCCCUAAAAUUCAUAAAAACUUGUCUAACCCACCUAUGAGACCAUUGAUUGAUGGUAGAGGUUCUCUGACCUACCCUUGUGCCAAAGUAGUGGACUUGAUUUUGCAGAAAUUUCUAAAAUCAAUUCCACGAGUCUGUAAAGACUCUUGGUCAUUACUGACCGACUUAAACGAGGUCAUUUUAGAACCUAGUGACAACUUUUUAACAAUAGAUGUUGUAGACCUCUACACCUCUAUUCCACACUUGGAAGUGGUUGAAUGGACAUCCUUGAUACUCAAAGAGAUGGAAGCAUUAGAAAAUGAGAUUGAUCUAUGUCCUGUAUCGGUACCGAAAAUGAUUAUGACAACACCUGUUCACGGAAUACAGUGGCAGGUAGCCAUUUUCGUUGUUGUAUGCUGCUGGCCCUGUGGUUUUGGAGAUACCAUUCUAAUUGUUCCCGAAGAGCUACCCAGAGGUGCUUUAGUGGGAAACAUCGCUAAAGAUUUCGGGAUCGGUACUGAAAACCUACCUGCCCGGGAACUCCGCAUAGUGUUUGGAGACAGUAAGCAGUAUUUAACUGCAAAUUCUGAUGAUGGAAAUUUAUUUAUUAAUGAAAAUAUUGACAGGGAAAUUAUUUGUGCCAACCAGAUGCCUUGUCAUGUUAAUUUUCAGGGUUUAAUGGAACACCCAUUUGAAAUAUUCAAUGUAGUGAUGGAAAUACUAGAUAUAAACGACAACGCGCCUACAUUUCCCGUUACUGACUUACAUUUCAAUGUAGCGGAAUCGGUUCAAACCGGAACAAAAUUCCCCAUUCGGCGCGCCCAGGAUUCAGACGUAGGAUCCAACGCCUUAAGUAAAUACUGGAUAAGCACCAACAAUCAUUUUACUUUGGAUGUUAAAAAUUCAUCUGAUGGUGGUCUGAUUGUGCAACUUGUCCUUGAUAAAAGUCUAGAUCGGGAAGAAAAAACAGUGCAUUACCUCUCGUUAAUAGCCGCUGAUGGGGGCGAACCACGGAGGUCUGGUUCCGUCCAAAUAAUUGUUAACGUCUUGGAUGCAAAUGACAAUUCUCCCGUGUUUGAUCAAGCCGUUUACAAGACGAGUCUACCAGAAAAUUCACCGGUAGGAGCUUUGGUAAUUCAAGUGAACGCAAAUGAUUUAGAUGAAGGUACAAAUGCAGACAUCGUGUAUUCAUUUAGUAGCCAUACAGCAAACGAAAUGUUAGCUGUAUUUGAUAUAAAUCCCUCCACCGGUGAGGUUCGCCUAAAACGUACAAUAGACUUGCAUAUUGAUACGGACUACGACUUGGAAGUCCAAGCUACAGACAAAGGUUUUCCGGCCCUGACGGAAUAUUGCAAGGUCCUAGUGGACAUUAUAGACAUAAACAACAAUGCACCAGAAAUUGUAGUAACUCGGGUUUCCAGCCAUCUUAGGGAAGAUUCCUCAGUAGGGACAGUAAUUGCUUUAGUAAGUGUAACGGACCGUGAUUCUGGAGUUAACGCACUGGUCAGGUGCCGUAUUACAGAGGGGAUUCCGUUUAAACUGAAGUCCAGCAACAGAUACUAUACGUUGGUAACGGAUGGUCCUUUAGACCGAGAAGACGUUUCCGCAUAUAAUAUCACAAUCUGUGCUACAGAUUCAGGUAACCCUCCUCUUUCUGCAGAAAUGCACAUUUUUGUCCAGAUUAUUGACGUAAAUGACAACCCACCAAGAUUUCCUAAAGACACCCUCAAGGUCUAUGUAAAGGAAAACAAUUCAGUUGGGGAUUUCCUGUGCCAGAUUAUUGCUAUGGACCCAGAUUUAGACGAGAAUGGCAGAGUUACUUAUUCCGUUCUGGACAAUAAACUUGACAGUUUGCAUGCUAUGAACUAUGUAUCAGUAAGCACAGAAAGCGGAAAUGUAUAUGCCAAGUCAGUUUUUGACUACGAGAAACUCAAGACCUUCGAGAUACUGGUUGAAGCAGUGGAUAAAGGUAGUCCGUCCUUGAGCAGUAAUGUAACCGUUCAGGUUACCAUUGUGGACCAGAAUGACAACGACCCUGUCUUCUUAUACCCUUCUACAGCAAAUGGGGAUGUACCAGUGGAAAUGGUCCCGCGUUCUGCAGAAGCAGGAUUCUUGGUGACCAAGGUCAUAACAGUUGAUGCAGACUCUGGUCAAAACGCUUGGUUGUCCUACCAAAUACUACAAUCUAGUGACCCCAGUCUUUUUAAUAUUGAUCAACAAACUGGAGAAAUCAAGAUCUUACGCAUCAUCAAGGCAAUGGAUCCCAGCAAACAGAAAAUUGUCAUUGAAGUGAAGGACAAUGGUAUACCAAGGCGGUCAGCUUCUGUAACUAUAGGGCUACUCCUGUACGACAGUUUCCCACAAAUACUACCUGAUUUUGGAGAGGAGGUGGAAAGUGGUGUCCACAUUUCUAGUUUAAACAGGUAUUUAUUGAUAAGCGUGGUCUCCAUUUCGUUUCUUUUCUUCGGGUUUCUAAUUACUCUUUCUUCAUUGGCAUGUCGCAGACAACUUAAUACAGGCAGCAGGACUUGUUUCACCAUUUGCUGUGAAAGCGAGUAUGACCGUUAUAUAUUAAAAAUCCCCGUUCCUCCUAAUUCAACCCUGCCUGCAGACAUUCAGGAUAAAAGAUAUUCUGAAACACUUUCUCAUAAUUAUCAUUACAAUGCAUUUGCAUGGAAUAGUUCUCAGAAUGCCAAUGUAAGUUCUGAAACUUCAGAUGUUGGAGACAAUGGCAAACAAGACUUCUCACAAGGAUAUUGCCUUCUGAUUCCAAAUGUGGAAGGACAAGUUAGCAAGCAAGUUAAUAUGGUAUGUAAGUAAAAGCACACAUACUAC